CUUCCCUUCUAACAGAAACAUCCUCAGACUUCGACGGGCAGGACUUGUUAACUAUCCCCUCCCCUUUAACAUUUUCAAACAAAACUUGAACUCCAUCGUCUAGUUUCGAUGCGAACACCUCUUGGACUCUAUUUGCUAUAAACAAUUCCCUGAUCCCCGGUCAGUUCUCUCCUGUAGGAUAAGCAAUACGAUCUGCUCCCCAACUCCAUUCUCUAUUUUUGUGCUUCCUUGUGCUGCCAAGCCCCUGACGUAAUGCUCCGUGUUAAUUAUUAGCAUGUGGGAAGCGAUGCCGAGACUCUCCUCUGCUGCUUAAACAAGAGCGACUGACUGUGGGGAGAAAAACCUCGUCAAGAUGGCCAAACACACUGACCCCGAGUGAAGGGGCACCGCUCCCCGUCCCGUCCCGUCCUGCCACCAGCACCAAUGCAACUGCGCCUUUAGAAAGAAGAUGUUCUCUGUGGAUAAUGCCAUCAAGACUAAAGCUGGACUGUCACUGUCUGCAGGAGGAAAGCUGAGGAGCGUUUUGUAAGCCCCAAGUGGCCAGAGGUUUGGAGAGAAUACCAUCUUAAAAGCUUCAAACAGGGAUUCCCUCCUAACUCUGAAACCCAAGAACAAAGAUGCAAUACUUUGGUACCCACUAGCAAAUAACAUCUCAAAGGGCUGUUUUCUGUCAAAACUCAAGUGAAGGUGCAAGCAUUUUUGGAUACAUCUGCGUGGUGGUUCUCUAUUGAGCUGCAAAGCAUUGUCACCGGGUUGUGGCCAUCUCAAUCUCUCCCUCUCAAAGAACCCAAUCGCCAAGUCUUGGUACCGUGAGCCUGCCCACCAGAUCAUGAUGUUUCGUGACCAGGUGGGAGUCCUCGCCGGCUGGUUUAAGGGAUGGAACGAGUGCGAACAGACGGUGGCGUUAUUGUCGCUCCUCAAGCGGGUCAGUCGGACCCAAGCACGAUUCCUUCAGCUCUGUCUGGAGCAUUCCUUGGCUGACUGCACCGAGCUGCAUGUUCUGGAAAGGGAGGCCAAUAAUCCAGUGUUGAUCAGUCAGUGGCAGAGUGAGUCGAAAGAACGGGUCAUCUCUCUGGUUCUGACUCACCUGCCUCUGCUUAAACCAGGCAACGUCGAGGCCAAAGUGGAGUACAUGAGUCUUCUGCCGAAGAUCUUGGGCCACACCAUCGAACUUGGCCGGCACUUAGAAGAAAGCAGGCAGCUUCUGUCCUACGCCCUAAUCCACCCCGCAACCUCCCUCGAGGACCGCGGGAACCUCGCCCUCUGGCUCAACCAUCUGGAGGAGCGGGCGGCUGCCCGAGGAGCCGGAGAUUCCCUUGAGCGUGCACCUUCAUCUCAUCACGGGCAGCCUCCACACCUCUAUCCCCACCACCAACGCUAUGGGUCGGAUGACCGUCUCAACGGUUGGCAGGGCUCGAGGGACUCUGGGCUGGGAAGUUGGCAGCAGCAGCAACAGGGCUGCGAAAACGGGCACCUCUCACUGUACCCAUCAUCUUCCGUGCCCUCUACUAUCAACGCUGUAGGUACAGGCAGUGGGACCAACACAAUCCUGUCGGGUGGGCAGCACAGUCCUCUGAGGCGUUCAGUGUCUCUGACCCCUCCGAUGAGUGGCGGAUCUAACCAGCCUCUGGGGCACGAAUGGCUGUCCCAGGAGGACCUGCGUCCCCGCGGGCCGGCCCCCGACCACGCCCCCAUCUCUCCUCAGAGCAGCGUGGCGUCCUCGGGCAGCGGAGGCAGCGAGCACCUGGAGGAACACGCUGCUGUCCGAAGUACAUUCCAUGAGGAGGGCAGCGGGAUGAGGGAUGUGCCGUCAUGGCUGAAGAGUCUCCGUCUCCAUAAGUACGCUGGGCUCUUCUCCACCUUGACCUAUGAUGAGAUGAUGUCACUGACGGAGCAGCAGUUGGAAGCUCAGCAAGUCACCAAAGGAGCACGGCACAAGAUCAUCAUCAGUAUUCAGAAGCUGAAAGACAGACAAAACAUGCUACGCUGUUUGGAGAAGGAUAUUUUGGAGGGAGGGAAUCUACGUGCUCCUUUGCAGGAGCUCCACCAGAUCAUCCAGACACCCAUUAAAGCCUGCAGCACAGAGGAGUCUUCACAGCGCCACCUGCUGAGCGCUGAGGGGAAGAGCAGCAUCGCCACUUCCCACCUGGGCGGAGGAGAGGCGGAGGGCAGCUCCACAGUCAUAACUGAGGGAGACAUCCCCGCUCAGUUCACUCGCGUCAUGGGCAAAGUUUGCACACAGCUCCUUGUCUCCGGGUCAGAUGAGGAGAACAUUAGUUCCUACCUACAGCUUAUUGAUAAGUGCCUUAUCCAUGAGGCCUUCACAGAGACACAGAAGAAGAGGUUGUUGUCAUGGAAACAGCAGGUGCAGGUACAGUUCCGGUCGAUUUCGAGGAAAACUCUCCUUGACCUAACAGGACAGAGAAGAAGCAGUCGUUACGGUCAGUCUAACUCCCUUCCAACCACGGGCUGCGUAGGCAGCAACGUUCCCACCCGGAGAAACCUGCGGCAGUAUCAGAUGCGGAGUUUGCCUGGUGUAAGACCCAUCCUUUUGGGUACCACCGGCCUGUUCGGACCAACCCCCCGAAGCAGUAGCAGCACUCCUACCGGCCUGAAGCAGGGAAGACAGGGUUUGUGGUUUGCCAAUCCAGGGGGCAGUAACAGCAUGCCCAGCCGUACCCACAGCUCAGUUCAGAGGACCCGAUCGCUACCCGUCCACACCAACCCACACACCAUGGCUAUGUUCCAGCAAACAGAUUUACAGGUGCCUGUGACUGAGCCUGACAUCAAUAACCGUUUGGAGUCUCUGUGUCUCAGCAUGACUGAACACGCUCUGGGAGAUGGCGUUGAUCGAACUUCAACUAUCUGAGAGAAGAAAAGGGGGCGCACAGGAGACACAUGCCUUGCAGCAGGGGGGAAGGUCAACACGAGGUCACAAACUGCUCUGCCUAUAACCCCGCCCCCUCCACCUGCUCCCCCACCAACGCCAAAUAGCCAAUAAGAGAAGUGGGGCGUGGUCUACACAGUGCCAUAUUUUCUGAAAGGCUUAACACAAGCAAGUUCUGUCACUAUGACUACUUCAGCGUGUUUACAUUCGAGUUUGGGAGAAAAUCACAUCUUCAGCACUUUGAAUGCCACAAAGGGUCUACGCAUCGACGGGCCAUUAGAGGGGGUCUGUAACGCAGCGGAGACAACCUUAAAGCGUUCAGGUUGCUGUCUGGGACGUCACAAAAUCAAAA
Carassius auratus (goldfish) is the source of this 3239-nucleotide messenger RNA. RefSeq names its product protein Smaug homolog 1-like. Gene Ontology annotation, biological process: negative regulation of translation; regulation of mRNA stability; nuclear-transcribed mRNA poly(A) tail shortening. The coding region runs from base 830 to 2869 and encodes 679 amino acids. Gene Ontology annotation, molecular function: translation repressor activity; protein binding; mRNA binding. The record is from RefSeq and is a predicted model, not a curated record. Lineage: Eukaryota; Metazoa; Chordata; Actinopteri; Cypriniformes; Cyprinidae. The transcript is spliced from 13 exons. Gene Ontology annotation, cellular component: P-body.